This is a messenger RNA of Saccharomyces paradoxus, 333 nucleotides long. RefSeq names its product Mmo1p (gene MMO1). NCBI's taxonomy places the organism in Eukaryota, Fungi, Ascomycota, Saccharomycetes, Saccharomycetales, Saccharomycetaceae. The record is from RefSeq and is a predicted model, not a curated record. The coding region runs from base 1 to 333 and encodes 110 amino acids. The transcript has 2 exons.
AUGGGUUACGUAAUUAUGACGCUUUCGAACGCGAGGAUCUCAGAAAGGAGAACUGGAAUUAUAUAUAUAUAUGGAUGCAUCUCUCUGCAUAUUCCACUUUUUUUCCUCUUUCGUUUGCUAAAUAAGGCGGCCAUACUCACUCAUAACCCCUCCCUAUUUUUCCUUUUUUUGUUUUUAUAUAGGAAGAACUCUACAGCUCGAACAAUACAUCAAAUCAAUCAAGCAGUCGCUCCUGUUCUAUUGUGUGUUCCUCACCGCCUCUACAUACCUCCCCUCAGUUCCCAGCCUAUAACUUUGUGGUUCUCUUCUUCUUUUUCAACUUCUUCUUCUUGA